Molecule: messenger RNA, 606 nt
Organism: Eimeria tenella
Lineage: Eukaryota; Apicomplexa; Conoidasida; Eucoccidiorida; Eimeriidae
Exons: 2
Coding region: 1-606 (201 amino acids)
Source: RefSeq, a predicted model, not a curated record
AUGGCGCGUGAGUCUCAUGAACCCGGCUCGAGGUGUCCUUUGAAGAAGCGGAAGAGCAGCAGCAGCAGCGCUGCGGUGCAGCAGCAGCAAACUGCAGCAGCAGCAAACAUCCCCACGUGCAAGCUGCCCACAGAAGAGGAGGAGCAGCUUCUGCCGUAUUUGCCCCUUCAGCUCGCCAGCCAUCUGCAGCAGCAGCAGCAGAGGGUGGGGGAGCCCUCAGCUGCUGCUGCUGCUGCCGCUGCUGCGGAUCCUUUGUGCCCCUGCUGCAGCAGCAGCAGCUGCGGGUCCCCGCAGCUGCUGCUGGCUGGGGACUGGGAGUUGGGGUGUCUGGUCAGCUCAGUGCCCCCCGAAAUGAAGCCGCCCAAAAGAUACGAGCGGCUGCUGCAGCGGGUCACCAAACAGCAGCAGCAGCAGCAGGUGCAGCAGAAGCAGCAGCAGUCGCUCCCCGAGAGAGUGGAGAGGGCGUCGCGGGCGCUGCUGCAGCAGCUCUACAGCAGCAGCAGCAGGUGUACAUACACCCCGGCUGGGGCGCUGUGCUGGGAGUCUCUGCGGCGUCUGCCCCUGUGGUGUGUGGUGUAUCUACAGGACUUGUUGGAGUGUCUCUAG